AUGAAGUUUUCUCUCUCUUUCUCAAACUGCUGCAAUUUGUCAGCAGAUGUCAAUAAAAUCACGCAUGGCAAACAAAUUACAGAGAAUUUUCACAUUUUCUCUUACAAUGAAUUGAAAGCUGCCACCCAUGGUUUUAGUUCUUCCAACAAAAUUGGAGAGGGAGGGUUUGGCUGUAUCUAUAAGGGCCAGCUUAGAGAUGGUACUGUGGUGGCUAUAAAAGUGCUAUCAGUUGAUCUUGAAUCGAUGCGAGGUGAGAGGGAGUUUAUAUCUGAGAUAGCUGCACUCACCCAUAUCAAACAUGAAAAUCUUGUUGUACUUCUAGGAUGUUGCGUUGAUGGAUCUCACAGACUCUUGGUUUAUGAUUACAUGGAAAACAAUUGCCUCGCGCAAACCUUCCUUGGUGGAGAGAAUAACAGAAUUAAGUUUAGUUGGACAAAAAGGAGGGAUAUCUCAUUAGGAGUUGCUAGCGGCAUUGCCCAUCUCCAUGAAGAGCUUAGUCCUCAUAUCGUGCACCGGGAUAUUAAGGCCAGCAAUAUACUUCUUGAUCAUAAUUUUAGACCAAGAGUUUCAGAUUUUGGGCUGUCAAAGCUGUUUAGAGAUGGCAUUUCGCAUAUUAGUACUCGUGUUGCUGGGACAUUAGGCUACAUUUCUCCUGAAUAUGCUGUUACCGGACACUUGACACGAAAAUCAGAUGUUUACAGCUUUGGGGUUUUACUAUUGGAAAUUGUCAGUGGCCGGCCUGUUGUGGAUUUCAGCUUAGAAGAUGGGGAGCAGCACCUAGUCAAGAAGGCAUGGGCAAUGUACAAUACUGGCAAGCUUUUGCAGCUAGUGGAUCCUGUACUAGGUACAGAUUUUUUGAAGGAAGAAGCUGUCCGGUUAUUGAAGGUCGGCCUGCUCUGCGUGCAAGAAACCACCAGCCUUCGCCCGCACAUGUCUGCAGCUGUCAAGAUGAUGACUAAUGAGAUGGACUUAGAAGAUGCCAAGGUAACACAACCUGGAUAUAUCACGAACCUCAUGGACAUUAAAAUAGGCCAUAGAGAUACUUCACAUUGCAGUUUCUCCAAGGCCUUCACCAGUGAUCGAUCAAGGAGCUAGGUCCAAAGAACAUCCACUUGGGCCAGAUCAAUGACAAUGUCCGUGU
Cornus florida is the source of this 1141-nucleotide messenger RNA. Its product is annotated as putative serine/threonine-protein kinase. Lineage: Eukaryota; Viridiplantae; Streptophyta; Magnoliopsida; Cornales; Cornaceae. The record is from RefSeq and is a predicted model, not a curated record. Gene Ontology annotation, molecular function: protein kinase activity; ATP binding. The transcript is spliced from 6 exons. Bases 1 to 1095 code for a protein of 364 amino acids. Gene Ontology annotation, biological process: protein phosphorylation.